CCGGCUCCUCCGCCGGCAGAGACCGCCUGACAGCCGGGCACGCCGCACCGCACUCGCCGGCACCCGGGCGGCCGCGGCACACGCACCGGGACUUGCACACACCCCCGUGCACACGCACCGGGACUUGCACACACCCCCGUGCACACGCACCGGGACUUGCACACACACACACACACCCCCGUGCACACGCACCGGGACUUGCACACACCCCCGUGCACACGCACCGGGACUUGCACACACACACACACCCGUGCACACGCACCGGGACUUGCACACACCCCCGUGCACACGCACCGGGACUUGCACACACACACACCCGUGCACACGCAGCGCCCAAGCGAGCAACACACGCACGCACUCCGGCAGGCACAGAGGAGCCAAGCGCCUGGGACACACACACACAUAUACGGACACAUCCACACACAAAUUGGCACGCACGCACGCACACAGACUGUCACGCGCACACACGCACAGAGGACGCGGGCACCCAGGGCGGGGUGGGGGGAGACCCCCAUGCGCCCCCCGCGCAGCCCCGCCGCCCUGGGGCUCCUGGCCGCUGCGCUGGCGCUGAGCGGCUGCGGGGGCCGGAGCCAGGCGAGCCCGGAGCCAGACCCUAUUCUCCAGCCGGCCCCUGACUACGACGUCGUCCAUCCCAUCAAGGUGGACGAGAGCGGGUCCUUUCUGUCCUAUGAUCUGUCUCAGCGCGCAGUUCACAAGAGGGCCCUCUCCCCAAGGACCGGUUCGCCCGCCUUUUACGAACUGCGUUACAAAGGACAGCACCUGAGGUUCAACUUAAGCCUCAACAGCCAGCUCCUGGCUCCUGGGUUUGUGAGCGAGCGGCGCUAUGGAGGAAUCGCUGAGGCCAAGAUCCGCUCCUACGGUCACAAUUCCUGCCACAUGCUCGGAGAGGUUCAGAGCCAGGCGCUGAAAGGGGGUUUGGCAGCUGUGAGCACCUGCGAUGGGCUGAAAGGUGCAUUUCGGCUUGCUAACGAAGACUAUUUAAUUGAGCCUCUGCCUGUAAAUACGCAUGAGGACCGCACAGCCCGACCCCACCGGAUAUAUAAACGCCAUGCACCAAAACAUGGGCAAGAAGACUUGCUGGUGGAAUCCAGCAGAAAGCAAGAGAGGAACCAGCCCAGUCCAAUGAGCACGUGUGGUGUGCAAGAAUCGCAGAAGAGCCUGGAGAAGUCUGAGAAACGGCGGGAGCGCUGGGAGCAGAAACAGCAGAAGAAGCGGAGAAUAAAGCAGCGCUCCAUCAGCAAGGAGAAGUGGGUGGAAACGCUGGUGGUAGCAGAUACCAAGAUGGUGGAAUAUCACGGGAGUGAAAACAUCGAGAAAUACGUCCUGACCGUCAUGAACAUGGUGGCAGGUAUAUUCCACGAUGCCAGCAUCGGAAACCCGAUCAACAUUGCCAUUGUGCGCCUAAUCCUGCUGGAAGAUGACGAGGAGGAGCUGAAAAUCACCCACCACGCCGACAACACCCUGAGAAGCUUUUGCAAGUGGCAGAAAAGCAUCAAUGUGAAAGGAGACUCCCACCCGCAGCAUCACGACGUGGCCGUCCUGCUCACGAGGAAAGACAUCUGUGCAGCCAUGAACCGGCCGUGUGAGACUCUGGGUCUGUCUCAUGUGUCAGGAAUGUGCCAGCCCCACCGAAGCUGCAAUAUCAAUGAGGAUACAGGCCUGCCCCUGGCUUUCACCGUGGCGCAUGAACUCGGACACAGUUUUGGGAUUCAGCAUGAUGGAAGCGGCAAUGACUGUGAGCCAGUUGGGAAAAGACCUUUCGUCAUGUCUCCACAGCUCCUGUAUGACACCUCUCCACUCACCUGGUCGCGCUGCAGCAGGGAAUACAUCACACGGUUCCUUGACCGGGGCUGGGGUCUGUGCCUGGACGAUCCACCGGCCAAGGACGUGGUUGACUUCCCCUUAGCCCCCCCCGGAGUCCUCUACGACGUUAGCCAUCAGUGCCGGCUACAGUACGGACAAUAUUCCACCUUCUGUGAUGACAUGGAUAGCGUCUGCAACACACUCUGGUGCACAGUGGGCAACACGUGCCACUCCAAGCUGGACGCGGCUGUGGACGGCACCAAGUGUGGCGAGAACAAGUGGUGCUUCAAUGGGGAGUGCGUGCCAGUGGGCUUCCGCCCCGACGCCAUCGACGGCAGCUGGGGAGCCUGGAGUUCCUGGGCGAGCUGCUCGCGGACGUGCGGCACCGGCGUGCAAAACGCGGAGCGCCAGUGCAGCAACCCCACGCCAAAGUACGGCGGGAAAUACUGUCUCGGCGAGCGGAAGCGGUUUCGCAUCUGUAACAUCAAGCCGUGUCCCACCGACAAACCGUCUUUCCGUCAGCUCCAGUGCAGCCAGUUCGACCCCAUGCUGUACAAGGGGAAGCUGUACAAGUGGACACCCGUGCUCCACAAUGUGAAUCUGUGCGAGUUGCACUGCCGCCCGGAAGACGACUACUUUGCGGAAAAGCUUCGUGAUGCCGUCAUUGAUGGGACUCCGUGCUACGAUGGGAACGGCAGCCGGGACAUCUGCAUCAAUGGUAUUUGCAAGAACGUGGGCUGCGACUACGAGAUCGACUCCAACGCCGUCGAGGACCGGUGCGGCGUGUGCCACGGGGAUGGGUCCACCUGCCAGACAGUGAAGAAGACAUUCGAGGAGAGCGAGGGGCUGGGUUACGUUGACAUCGGGAUGAUCCCCGCUGGAGCCCGUGAGAUUAGGAUCGAAGAGGUGGCAGAAGCCGGGAAUUUUCUGGCUUUGAGGAGUGAAGAUCCUGAGAAAUACUUCCUGAACGGCGGCUGGACCAUCCAGUGGAACGGGGACUACAAAGUGGCCGGGACAACUUUCACCUACGAGAGGACAGGCAACUGGGAGAACCUCACAUCCCCCGGGCCCACGGGGGAGCCGGUCUGGAUCCAGCUGCUGUUUCAGGAGAGUAACCCAGGGGUUCGCUACCAAUACACUAUCCGCAGGGAGUCCGAGACCGAGAACGAGAACGAGAUUCAGCCGGCAGAGUUUUUCUGGCACUACGGCUCCUGGACAAAGUGCACCGCGACCUGUGGGACAGGUGUUCAGAGACAGAUUGUGCACUGUGUUGAAAAGAUGGCGGGCAUCGUGGAGGAGCGGUACUGCGACUCGUUAAGCCGCCCUGACGACAGGCAGCGGACGUGCAGCGAGGAGCCCUGCCCUGCCAGAUGGUGGGCUGGCGAGUGGCAGAAGUGCUCUGCCACGUGCGGCGAAACGGGGCUCACGAGGAGGACGGUCCUCUGCAUCCAGAGCGUGGGGGUGGACGAACAGAGAGCCCUGCCGCCCGAGGAGUGUCAGCCCCUCUCCAGGCCAGAAGCUGCCGGUCCCUGCAAUAGGGAUAUCGCCUGUCCUGCUCAGUGGGCUGUGGGCAACUGGUCUGAGUGUUCGGUAACAUGUGGAAAUGGGACACAGAGGCGCCCUGUUUAUUGCAGUAACAAUACUCGGAUGGCCUGCGACCCUACAGAAAAGCCAGGGUCAGAAAUGACGUGCUCCCUACAGCUGUGCCAAAAGAAAAUAGAAAACGCCAACGCUGACUGGUCUGGCAGCGGGUCUUCCAGCAGAGAGCUGUUUAAUGAGAUACAUCACAUGCCCCAUAAUCACCUUGCUAAAUUUAGCCCUUCGAUUCCAAAUGUCCCAGAGUCCAACGACGUGAACGUCAUACCCGAGGAGGACUUCUCAUCCAACAGCAACAAAAAGGGAAAUGUGUUUGUUGAUGACUUUUACUACGAUUAUAAUUUCAUCAAUUUCCAUGAAGACCUGUCCUAUGACCCUUUUGGUGAGAAGGACAUCAAGAGCGAUGGGCUUAAACCAGAGCCUGGGGACAAGACAGCUAAUAGUGUGGAAGAGUCCAAUGAAGUGUCUCCCGAUACUUCAUACGAGGAGAAACCAGGAGGAGACUCCAGCAAAGUCAUCUCAACAGACAGUGAAACAAACCCGUCUGCAAAGAUGCCUGGUGAAGAGCAGGAAGACGCGGGGGCUCAAGUCAACAAAACCCUCUUCAGCGUAACUCAACAUGAGGUUAUCAAGACAACCCCUGCUGAUUAUACCACUUCCUACGUGACAGACGAGGAAGAGGAGGAAAUGCAUACGCCGCUCUCCAAAGACCCUCCACCCACUCUGAGUGCAACGAGCCAUUAUUCUAUAAACAGCUAUGAUAAUCUGCCCACUGAUAACCCCCAAGGAGCCUUGCUGACAAGCACCAUUUCUACAAUCACCGACCUCGCUACCACGUCUCCUUAUUUGGCCAUUCUCUCUCCACCGCUGCCCGUUGACAGGAGCGGCGCCGGUGGGGAAGACGCACACGCCAUUCUUGAAAGCACGGGAAAGCCUGAAAGCAGGGAAGAGGAUCAUGAAAGCACAGAGGCUCCUGAUAACGACAGCAAGAAAGACCAUGGAGACGCGAGUGACAUGGAUUCGGUCAUCGAUGAUAAUGACAUCGGUGACGGUGAUGAUGCUGCCUCCGAAACGAAAGGUGAAGAUGCACAGGCAGGUAGGGCUGCAACAGAGGAGACAAUAGGCACCAACUGGAGACCAGCUACCCUGGCACCCCAGCUACAGACAAGUGAGUCACCGUACCCUGUAGCCUAUGCCACCCCUUUCCUCUCCCACGUGCCUACGGGUGAGCAGGAAAUGGGAGACAGCCAAAAAGAUGCUGAUUCUGUUCUGAGUAUAGACAGUUCACUGGACAAAGAGCUGGUCCGUGCAGGCGGUGCGCAGAACCAGCCAGUCUAUUCCACCAUUGUUUUGCCCACCCAGGAUGUCCUAGCAGCCACCACAGCCCUAACAUCCAAGCCAUCUACCCAAAUAAUUGAAAUGCUUACCCCAAGCAAUCCAGCCCACCCAGGCACCCAGACCCCGGCAGUGCCGACAUCCUCCAGUCAGAGCCCUGCAGCUGCUCCACCAGCAACUCUGCCCGCCGCACUAACCUCUGCAGGGUGGGCUGAUGGAGAAUCAGAGGAAACGAAGAGGACUUAUCCCACAAUGCACAUUGCUGCCAGGGCCCACGGGACCACCCCAGCGGACACACGCCAAAGUGCAGCCCCAGGGGAUGGGUCCCCACAAGGAACCCAAAGCACGUUUGUCUACAGCAGCGGAGAACCUGAGCCCUCUCUCCCCACCCCAGUGCACCCAGAGCUGCCGCAGGAGGAGGAGGACGAGAACGUAGUGAAGGAGGAGUCUGUCCUCAGGGUCUCGGCGACGGAAGCAGCCCCAGUAACAGCCAGCUGGGAAGUUGGGAACUGGAGCCAGUGUUCCACCACCUGUGGCUUGGGAGCAAUCUGGAGGACAGUGCACUGCAGCACAGGCAAUGAUGACGAUUGUGUUGCUGCAAAUAAACCCGUCCCUGCUCGAAGGUGUUCCCUGAGACCGUGCUCAUCGUGGCGUGUUGGCAACUGGAGUAAGUGCUCCAAGAACUGCGGAGGGGGACUGCGGGUCCGGGACGUGCAUUGCAUCGACACCCGAGAUCAGAGGCUGUUGAGGCCUUUCCACUGUCAGGCUGUUCUCUACAAGCCACCCGUGCAGGCUGCCUGUCAAACCAAGCCUUGUCUGGACUGGUACACGUCCUCCUGGAGAGAGUGCUCCGAGUCAUGCGGAGGAGGGCAGCAGGAGCGUCUGGUGACGUGCCCAGAGUUUGGACGGUGCGAGGAAAUGCUGAGGCCAAACAAUACGAGGCCCUGCAAUGCUCAUCCGUGUACCAGCUGGGUGGUGGGAUCCUGGGGACAGUGCACAGCUACCUGUGGAGGAGGCAUCCAGCGGCGGCAGGUGAAAUGCAUGAACACUAAAACGGGCGCAGUUGAAGAAGACAGCAGCCUGUGUGACCACGAGCAGUGGCCAGAAAACACCCAGAAGUGCAAUCCUCAGGACUGCGACCACAGCGAGUCAAGCUUUGUCUGCGAGCGCGACCGCCUGACGUUCGGUUUCUGCCAGACCCUGCGGGUUCUGGGAAGGUGCCACCUCCCGACGGUCAACGUGCAGUGUUGCCGAACCUGCCGCCAGCACGGGCACGGCACCCGCGACCGGGGCAACGAGCGUGCCUCUAGGAGGUGAAACCGUUUUGGUGGAAAGGUACUUUUUUUAGAGGGGGAGCGGAAAACAAAGAAGAAGGAGAGGCUUCAGGAGAACAAAAGCUAUGCAGCGAAGGAAAGGAAGUCUUGGACCACGACAUCGCUGUUCCUCUAGCAAUGCGGUGUUGCAACCGUGUUCCUCUGUGCAGAUCCAUAUGGUGCUCUUUAAAAACACAGGGACGUUUCGAUUUGUUUUAAUUUUUCUUUUUGUUUUGUGGGGGGGGGGGGGUUACUACAGUACAUGGUGCUCAGCUCAUCUGUCUGAAAACAGGAUCUGGCUCUCACUGCGUAGCACUUGGGUUCCUGCUGGUCACCAUGGAGAAACGCGCCGUUUCCGAGCAAGUAGCAGACAACAGCUCCAAUUUCCCGUCCUUCGGGUCACACCUAGAAGUAGCUGAUCUAGCAGGGAACACAUCAGAAACCUAACAUAUAACAGCAGGAAUGGGGGGAGAGCUCUCGGAGGGGUUUAUGGUGCUAUCAUUUGACACUUUCAGCCUCCUGUUAAGUGUUGGCAGGCCAGCACAAAACCAACAGGGUCUUUUUAUUAUUUUAUAUAUAUGUGUGUAAGUGAGCAUCUGUCAUUCCAAACAGCGCAGCCGAUGGUUUUGUUCCGCAAUGGACUUGACGCUGGCAAAAUAUGCAUACGUAUGUUUACACACCGAACUUCAUUCUCCAUAAUUCAAGAAGCUGAGGCCCAUCAGAAGGUGCAAGGAAGAGACAAAUACCUGAACUAGUCUUUACCACCCAAAGUAUUAGGUUUGCAGAUCCCUCAGUACUCAGCACAUCUGAUUACUCUUUACUUUUUAAUACUGCUGCUGGUUUUCUGUGCAAAGCAGCUGCAUGUCUGCAUGCAUGUGUCUUGGCAGAAGGUAAGAGGUAGAGAGAUCAAACCAAGAAUGGAGGGAGGGAAAUGGCUGUUGAAUUAAAAGUACUACUGGACCAUUAGUAGGGAUCGAUGAAAAGUCUAGCCCGCGAGACAAACAGCGCGUUUGGGUUGCAUAGCCUGCUGUUUUACCUUCUCUCUGUUAUUUCUCAGGAAGGCAUAAAUGGCAAACUGGAUUGUUAAUGACAACUGGAUUUCUGCACACCAUUCCCAUAUGUUAUACGAGUUUAAGGGUUGAUUAAGGUUUUGCUUGCGUUCCUACGAAUUUUUAAAUCUUUCUGCUUAUUAUAGAUUCACUUUUGUUCAAGUUAGUCUAUUCUUUUAACUAGAAUAUCCAAUAUUGUACAAAGAAAGGGUACAUGCAUACUACGGCAGAUAUUGUUCUUCUUUAUCAGGGUUCCAGGAAUGACUGUAUGUUAAUCCCUCAGUGUACCAGGAAGGAUUUACUAUUAUAUUGGUUCCUGGAAGAAGGUCAGAAACCUUUGGGUAGAGCUUCCUUUGUUGAUUACUCCUCAGGAAACAAAAGACGAUGACAUAAUUGGAGACAGCGAACACCGGUUUAUUUGCAUUCAAGUGAAUGGGAUUUUCCCGUUGGUUUGAAUGGAACUUGAGCGCAGUAUCAAUGAAACGAUAUUGUGCAAUGCAGGCAUAUUGUUCCCAAUAUAGCAACACUUUUUGUAUGUGCCAGAUCACACGCCUGGUGUGACACAAUCAAUCAAGAAGACAAGGGAAAUUCCUUUGCAUAAAUUGUAUGUAAAAUGCAGCUCAUGACUUGACCACGUGUAUUUUUGUUUCUUUCCAAUGUAAUGUAAUUUUUUUCUAUUUAAAGGGAUUGCAUUUGCUCCUGUUUUCUUUCCCAACAGUAGUGUCCGUCCCAUACAACUUCACUGCAUUCAUCAGGGCUCUAAGAUUGUACUAAAAAUAGUCCCCAAGUUCAUUGGGUUUGGUUUGGGGUUGUUGUUUUUUUUGUUUUUUUACUGGAUGUAGCUCACAAGUUUGUUAAAUUAAAUUGCUAUAAAAGGAA
Messenger RNA from Alligator mississippiensis (American alligator), 7996 nucleotides. It is a transcript of the gene ADAMTS7, whose product is annotated as ADAM metallopeptidase with thrombospondin type 1 motif 7. Bases 514 to 6072 code for a protein of 1852 amino acids. The record is from RefSeq and is a predicted model, not a curated record. The transcript has 24 exons. Gene Ontology annotation, molecular function: metalloendopeptidase activity. Lineage: Eukaryota; Metazoa; Chordata; Crocodylia; Alligatoridae. Gene Ontology annotation, cellular component: extracellular matrix. Gene Ontology annotation, biological process: proteolysis; extracellular matrix organization.